Lepisosteus oculatus (spotted gar) is the source of this 2410-nucleotide messenger RNA. The record is from RefSeq and is a predicted model, not a curated record. Lineage: Eukaryota; Metazoa; Chordata; Actinopteri; Semionotiformes; Lepisosteidae.
GUCACAGCACAAGGGUUAGGAGACACACUGACACCAGGAGGACAAGGAGAGAGAGACACUGACACCAGGAGGUCAAGAACAGAGAGGCACUGACACUAGGAGGACAAGGAGAGACACUGACACCAGAAGGACAAGGAGAGAGAGACAUUGACACCAGGAGGACAAGGAGAGAGACACAAACACCAGGAGGACAAAGAGAGAGACACACUGACAACAGAAGGACAAGGAGAAAGACACACUCACACCAGGAGGACAAAGGGAGAGACAUUGACACCAGAAGGACAAAGAGAGAGAGAGACAUUGACACCAGGAGGACAAGGAGAGAGACACUAACACCAGGAGGACAAAGAGAGACACUGACACUAGAAGGGCUAAGAGAGAAAGACACUGACACCAAGCGGACAAAGAGAGAGAGACACUGACAGCGGGAGGCCAAGGAGAGAGAGACACCGACACCGGGAGGACAAGGAGAGACACACACUGACAACAGGAGGACAAAGAGAGAGAGACAUUGACACCAGGAGGACAAAGAGAAAGAGACACUGACACCGGGAGGACAAGGAGAGACACUGACUCAAUUUUAUUUUAUGUCUUUCAAAAUCAUUGUAGCUUUCAGUGACUAAAGCUGAAUUUGUCUCAUAAGCAGUGUUCCUUCUCUGCGAUAGUGGUAGUUUCUUUUGGUACCGGUACAAGGAGAGAGAUGCUGACACCAGGAGGUAAGGAAGGACAGGCAGGCAGGACAGAUGCCCAGUGACCCCUGACCUGUGAUGCCACUCUGUGUGAAGGCAGGAAGCAAAACCCUCUGGGUAAAGGGACUACAAGCACCAGAGGAGCUGCGGAUCAGCAGCAGCAAGGCCACCGAUACAACACCCCAGCUCCUCACACAUCUGCACAUCCAGGGGCGCGGGCAGCUGGAGCCCCUUCUGACCAGCAGGGCACAACGCACAGUCCACUGCAGCCAAGCAACAGCAACACAACAUGCAAAACAAUAUGCACGGAAACAAUUCGUGUGAAUGGCUUCUGAUUUGGCUGGCUAGAAACUAGUGUACCUGCAGUAAGUGUAGAGAUUCAGAGAGAAUGCUCCUCUCUCCGUCAGUGCCUUGUUAUAAUGAUGCUGAUAACGACGCAGGGGCCAUAGCGACCCUAACCGAUCUCCUUGCCAACGGGAAGCCGUUAACUUGCCGUAUGUACAUACAGAACAGGAUUCCUGAUCAAUAAUGGAAACUCUACUGGUGCCUGAGAGCAACAGAGGGGGCUACACAGUCAAUCCGCUGGGGUCCACCUGUCAGAGCGCAGGACCUGUGUGAGAGACGGGGGGAGGCAGUGCGUCUGUGCCAUUCCGCUGCCAUGGUUACUGGCCAGGGAGGACUCUACCUGCUUCUACUCACAGUCUCGGCCGGCGCACAGAGUAUCCUGUGGGUAUCCCAGCCCCCCGGCCCGGUCAUGGCCGCCGGCGGCUCGUCUGUCUCCCUCAACUGCAGCUUCGGGGCUGAGUCUGCGGCGGUGCAGCUCCGGGUGGAGUGGAGGAAGAGGGAUCGUCCCGGGUCAGGCGGGUCAGGCUGUCAGAACGGCACCAAGCUCAUAUCCGCACUGGCCUCGUCCAACCAGACAUCAGCUCGGGAUGGUGCGGGUCGCCUGGUCCAACGGGUGGAGGCAAACUGGUCUUCGCUGACCCUGACAGGGGUCACGGCCAGCGACAGUGGGCACUACGUGUGCGUCGUGGUGAUGGAGAUCCCCAGUCUUGCCUGGCACUGCAGCAACGGCACCCAGGUGGACCUCGAGAUGAGUGAUGGUCAGAGCAACUCCUCAGAUACUGCCAUCUCAGUCAUCAAUGAAGACAAGAACCACGGAGUUACAAGCCCAGCAGGCUGGAGGCUGUGGUUGCUGAUGUCAGUGGGGACAAUAGCUGCAGUCCUGGCAGUGAUAGCAGUGUGUUACUGCCUUCUGCGCUGGAAACAGAAACACAGGAACACAGGUACAAGAGACAACCCCAUUUAUGAGAACAUGACCCGGUCAAGACCUGUGCCACCACCCAGUACCCUGGAGCAGAAGCCCCCGGAGCUCCAGUGCACCCCAAAACCACAGCAGAGGAGACUCCCUCCAUCUUCUGCCGCCUGCCGCCCCACACCCCAGUCCCGCAGUCGGUCUGCAGUCGGAGUCUAACUGGGAGAUUUCCGCCGUUCAUGCAAGACCGCCGCCUCCGGAAGCGCUGUACCCAACGGCUCCACUAGAGGGCGCGCCUGUGGCGGGGAGGCGAAGAGCCUGAGAAAGUCCCGCAGACGAGGAAGAGCGGCGGUGAACCAGACUGCAGUCUGAUAUACGUGAUAUGUUCAUUUCAUUAAACAACGACAGAGACCGUCAAUAAGUUCAGAUGCAGAAAUAAUAAAGUGAAACUCACUUUUUAAAGCCA